Messenger RNA from Ctenopharyngodon idella (grass carp), 2699 nucleotides. It is a transcript of the gene foxg1d, whose product is annotated as forkhead box G1d. Gene Ontology annotation, molecular function: sequence-specific double-stranded DNA binding; DNA-binding transcription factor activity. Bases 471 to 1445 code for a protein of 324 amino acids. Gene Ontology annotation, biological process: regulation of transcription by RNA polymerase II. Lineage: Eukaryota; Metazoa; Chordata; Actinopteri; Cypriniformes; Xenocyprididae. Gene Ontology annotation, cellular component: nucleus. The record is from RefSeq and is a predicted model, not a curated record. The transcript has a single exon.
ACACUGGUAUUACGAUGUAAACAUGAAAUAUGAGGACAUUUCAUGAGUCCUCGUAUUUAAAAUAGCUUUAAAAACAUACUAAACAAUGUUUUAUUAAAAAUGUAAAAAUGCAGACAGUUUUCUGUGAUGGGAAGGUUUAGUGUAGGGGAAUAGAAUAUAAAGUUUGUACAGUAGGCUAUAAAAAUCUAUGGAAAGUCCGGGCCAUAAACCAUGGAACAUGUAGUUAUUUGCAUGGAGUGAUGGUCGGUAUUUACUUCCGUCUAGUGUAGAAACGCGUAUCAGAUCAGGAUCAACUGGCUCUUAAAACCAUCCAGUCCAGGCUCCUCCCCUUAGGAACAUCCUUAAUUAGCGAAUUUCUGUUUCCAGUUCUGGCUCUUCUACACUCCAAGUGCUUUUUCUUACAUAGGAUGUCCUGACAUCGCCUGACCUUUAUUUUUAAACAAACUCACGCUGCGGUUUGAUAAAGCGACAUGGAUCAGAAAGAAUCAACGGCGCUGCAAAAACUGAGUUCAUUCAGUAUCAAAAGUCUACUGCUUCCAUCUAAAAGUGAGAAACACGACACGACACUUCCAGAGAAGAACAAACCGCUGUCGGGCACCGACCCGAAACGAUCUCCGGAGCCCACCGGGAUGGAGUCCGACUCAGAGAAAGUCAAAGAUGCAGAAGAACCCAACAAAACUGUGAAGCUCGACAAACCGCCGUUCAGCUACAACGCGCUGAUUAUGAUGGCAAUUAGACAAAGCCCGGAGAAGAGACUAACGCUUAACGGAAUCUACGAAUUCAUCAUGAAGAACUUUCCAUUUUACCGGGAGCACAAGCAAGGGUGGCAGAAUUCCAUUCGACACAAUUUGAGUCUCAAUAAAUGCUUUGUUAAAGUGCCGAGACAUUACGACGACCCGGGGAAAGGCAACUACUGGAUGUUGGACCCUUCGAGCGAUGAUGUUUUUAUCGGCGGUACGACGGGCAAACUCCGGAGACGCUCGGCGACUUCUAGAGGAAAGCUGGCUAUUAAGCGAGGACUUCGAUUUUCCCCUUUGGGCUUGGGAAUAAAUGAAACGGCGAAUAAUCCCCUAUACUGGCAAAUAUCGCCUCUAUUAUCUUUACACCAUCCACAUUACAACGGGACGUCGCACGGAUUUCUGAAUCAAGGUCAUGGUUACAGUUCUUUCGUCCCUGGAAUAGAGCAUUUGGGCAGCCGGGAUGCGACUCGACCCAUUCUAGGGAGUUCUAGCGGUUACGGAAUGAGUUCUUCUCCCGUCGGGUUAUUGUCCGUCCCGUCAGGAUACUUGCACCCACCGGGCCUUCAGCAAAACGCCUUCAGCUCUCAGCAGACAUUACUUACCGACACCCUAAGGACAUCUUUCUCAUCGUUCUCACCUGCUGUUUCCAGUGGCUUACCAGGAGUUUUGUCCCAUCAAGACAGAGUUUCCCCAGAUUCAUUUUAAACUGAUGAGGAAGUGAUUUCGCCGAAUGCGAUGAAAUCACAAUUAUGGAAGCUUGUUUCCGCCACUGAAUAAAAAAAGGUAAUUGCGACUCUUUAUUUGACAAUUAUGACUUUAUUUCUUGCAAUUGCGAGUUCAGCCAUUUCGCAAUUCGGACGCAGUUCCGAGUUGAAGCCUAUAUCUCAGAAUUCUGACUUACUUUUCGCCAUAUUGUGUGACAAACUCGGAAUUGCGAGAAAAAAAAAAAGUCGGAAUUGUGAGAUAAACCCAUUUUCCGUUUCGGAAAUAAGCUUCCAUAUAGACUAAAUGCUUCCAUAUACAAUUUUAUGAUCGAAAUUUCAUUUUUAUGUGCUUCGAAAGCGCAAGCUUUCUUACCUUUUGGUGGAAAAAUUGCCAAAGGUUAAUGCGAUUUAACUCCAGACUAUUUAUAUAACGUUCGAAGUAAAGCUAAUUUAUGUUUUAUUUCUUAAAUGUAUUUGAUGUCAUUGUAUUCAUCCAUGAUCCAUUAUUAUGCAGUCCUACUGACAUUAUAUAUGUUGCGGGUCUCGACAGUGAACUCAACUGGAGUCUGUGAGAGACACUCACUAAGACUUUCAUUCAUCUUCAUUUUCUCAGGUCUGAUACAGUCUGCAGACACACACUAUAAUGAAAUAUGGGAUGUAUGAUAAUGUGGAGCUCACAGCGGCAUGCAUGUCAAUCAGUGUUUAAUCGACAAACAGUCCCAUAGUGAUGUUAGCACGUCUUUGACCCGUACUUUAUUCUUCUUUUUCAAAUAAAUGAAACAUUUGUAGAUUAAGGAGAACCUCGGACCACUAGACUGCACUCACAGCUUGUUAAAAUAUUACAUUUUAAAUACAGGCCUAAACUUACACAAUUUAAACAUUAGUUGCAGGCUAGUCAAAUGAUUUUCGAGCUUACAAAAACAAAUCUAAUAUUAGGCAUACAAUGUAAUAAAUAGACGAAUACAUUAUAGGCUAAACAACACACAAUACAAUGUAUUAACGAAACACUCACGGAUAGGCUAUUAAUCCAGAGCUGAAUUACUAUGCAAACAUGUAAAGCACUUUCUGGUGUUCGUUGGUGGUCUGAGGCUCGCGAUAAUUUACGAAAGUUUUAAGCGCUGUUUGUUUUUUGUAAACGGGCCGCAAAUAUAAAGUAAGACUAAAGCUCACGUGUGGAAUCAGAAUCAAUCUGUUGUUGCUUUAAAAUGUUUGCACUUUUUAAAAAAGAGAUUCUUCAUUAUAGCACUGACAGAAC